CCAGCGAUUUUCAAUGUGAUCCUUGGAGAUGAAGAGCAGACUAUCACCGUUAAUGAAGAAGAAAAUAUCGAAAUAUACCGCACUUCACAUUCCGAUGAUGCCAUUAUUAUCAAAGAUUUCAACAGAAGAUUAGAGGUAAUCGCGCCUAAAGGUGGAGACAAAUGUUUCGUGAGACCAUUGCGUGCAAGUAAGAAUGUGGAACCAUCCAAAUUAAAAAGAAAUUUGGAAAAUGACACUGAACAGGGAGUUGAUCAACAGGUGGAACAGGAGAGUGAGGAACAUCUCUUACUAGACAAUGUACCAAUAAAAGACACUUCUUGUUUUGGUGAAACGAUCAAUGUAGAAUGUGAUGGUAGAGAGAUGUAUUGGAUGGAGCCUAUUCAACAUGGAGACGCUG
Messenger RNA from Saccoglossus kowalevskii, 397 nucleotides. RefSeq lists its product as uncharacterized. Gene Ontology annotation, cellular component: plasma membrane; extracellular exosome; Golgi apparatus. Gene Ontology annotation, molecular function: amyloid-beta binding. Gene Ontology annotation, biological process: negative regulation of amyloid precursor protein biosynthetic process. The record is from RefSeq and is a predicted model, not a curated record. Lineage: Eukaryota; Metazoa; Hemichordata; Enteropneusta; Harrimaniidae.